CACGCUUUUCCUGCCGUGCAAGUUCAAAGUUGACGAUGAACCAACCUCGCUACAGUGUCCUCAGCCUAUUCGAUCCCCUCACGACGACGCCAACAAAGGACAAAACUGACUCUGACAGAGAUGUUUCCACACCAGACUCGGCAUCAGGAUCAGACAAGGAGAACGCUGUACCCCACUACAGUGGGCCAUGUAAUAACAAGCACGGCGACUCGGACGAGCUGACCAUGACUACGUUCUUUAACAGAACUUAUAAAACCCAGCAUUCCCACAUUCCCACAGCUCCACUCAGAAAACGUCUCAUCGACGUUGGGGAUGCGACCGUGACGAUGGAGGAUGCCUCCGAGAUGCUAUCAGCCCUUGCGAUAUCAGAGGAUUCUGCACGCGACGCAAGAGAGGGACCGUCUUCCGAUGGGGGUGACUUAUUUCAUGGCGAUGCCACACAUCAUCCAGAGACGGAGGAAGUACAGACACCAAGACCCCCUCGUUUCCCAAGCCAAGUCCGCCCCCCUUUGGUAGACAUUUCCGUCGACGUAACUCCUGUUUCACGCAGGAAGAACCACGGCCCCGCGUCCGACCAUUGCUCUCCUCCGAAUACCGUUGUUCGUGCGCCAAAUUUCCGCCCUCCCACAAACAUCAGUCCAUUCCCCUUUGAAGAGUUCUCCACUACGGCUGUAGCUGAACCGCCGUCGGGGGAGGACGGUGUUGUAAUAUUCGUCUCGGAGUUUACGCAGAGCAAUCAGACAUCGAAUUUAGUUGCAGCCUACCCCCUCCUCACUGAGACGCAUUUAUCCGAAACGGCGUUGCCGUCUUCUCCUUCUUCUGUUCCCGAACCCCUUCCUGAAGCAAAUGCUGCGGACGUCACGGAGGAUCCUGCCUUCCUUUCGGUAGGACCUCAGCCCCGGCCCCGUUCCAAGACUACUUCGAACCAAGGCCCGGACCCCGUUCGAUAUUCGAUUGACCUCCAGUCCUCAUUCAACUGGCAACUCCAAUGUCCUGAUGCAUCUUUCGACCUUCUGAACGACCGUAUUUCCUUCUUUGGCGGCGACUCAUUCACGUUGAGUACGGACGGUGAUGAAUUCGACGCGGGUGCGGGGGAAGAAAUGAGGGAAGUACUAGCCAAAAGACAGAGGGAGAAAGCGGAGAAGGAGAAAAGGCGAGACAGCUCGUCGAGUGACGUGAAGCUCGAUGUGGCGCCGGCGGAUUAUGAACCAGACUCUCCUCUUGUUACCUUGUGUGGGAAGGCCGUAAUACCAGUGCCCCCGUCCCCUCUGCACGAUUCGAUGCCGGCAACAACAAGCACAACUCAAAGACAAGGUCCGCUAGUUAACACUGUGCCAUCACCAUCCGUCCAUCCCAGCUCUAAGUCAAGACGAGGAAGCCUCGUACCCUUAAUCAAGGACCCGAGGGCUAGCGCUUUACGGAAAAAUGAGCCCAUUUGCGAACCGGAAGCUUCCGAAGCAUCACCUGGACCCCUGAUGGAACGAGUCAGAUCUCUUCAAAUGCCCGAUGAAAUUACUACGUCACACCCGAAAACUAUCACACCCCCAAAGGAUUCGUCGCACCCAUCUAAGUUCGUCGCACCUGCGCCUGUCCAGGCGCUCCGAAUCGUCAAGCGGCCGAAGGCCCAGUCGCAGUCAGACAGUCGCCCGACGUCAGUUGCUUCUGAUUCUAGUGGGACGAGCAACGAAUCAGCUGCCGGGGAACGACGACCAUCUCGGGAACCUGAUUCUGAUCCUGCAAGGGCGUUCCGUCCGCUGUCUCUCCACCGUCCAGUUCUUAAAGGUGUCUUGCGCCCACCCCCAGGGCACUUCCCCCCACCUGGGCAACUGUCGGGUACCAAGCCAAUUUGUAGCAUGACAAGUAGCGCCGAGGAUGGGAGAAGAGUCAGCAUAAGGAGUAAAUUAACAGGCGCGCUGGGCUUGAGAGGGAAGGCUGUGGUUCCCCCUGUAGAUAUCGAGGUCGUGACCGCCGUUGCUUCGACGGUGGUUAAGUCACACCCACAGAAAGCUGGUGCUGUUCCUGCUACAUCCAGUGCCACGUCGAGCAAGGCGCCCAAUAAUUCACAAGCAAAGGUGUCCUUAGUGACCGCUGGAGGGCUUGGUGCUGCCAGAGCCCUUCCUGCCCCUUCGCGCUUCGCAACUGUUUCCUCCGGGGGCGUGUCUGUCACUUCAUUGGGUAAUACCGUUGGUAAGAAUGGUGUAUCUGGUCUUCCCCGCCCGGUGCCAGGCUCGAGGCUUCCUAUGCCGGGAUUUGGGAUGAACAAAUCAAAAUCAACAAUGUCCGGAACGACAACUAUUGGUAGGUCUGGAACCAUACGUCGAUGAAUGAACGCCUUCACGGAGUCGAUGAGAUCUUUCUUUGGGCGGAAAUCCAGCGCAAUGCAACGAAAUGCUUUUGACAUGCUCUACAUUUCACGACACGCCACAUAUACCUAGCAUAUGCAUAUCACUACCUCGCUCUCCUGCAUUUGUUGUCCUCGUCAAUGAUUACCGCUUUGUUUAUCCACCUACACCAUCGGUUUUCCGCUACUUCAUGAUAGGAAUGAUUUUACUUACAUAGCUCUGUACCACGACUGUGCAAGUGCCAUCCUCAUUUAGAAAGUCGAAGUGGCUGCUCCAA
Molecule: messenger RNA, 2619 nt
Organism: Pisolithus orientalis
Lineage: Eukaryota; Fungi; Basidiomycota; Agaricomycetes; Boletales; Pisolithaceae
Exons: 5
Coding region: 36-2324 (762 amino acids)
Source: RefSeq, a predicted model, not a curated record